Plasmodium knowlesi strain H is the source of this 1635-nucleotide messenger RNA. Its product is annotated as T-complex protein 1 subunit gamma, putative. The transcript has 2 exons. Lineage: Eukaryota; Apicomplexa; Aconoidasida; Haemosporida; Plasmodiidae. Gene Ontology annotation, cellular component: chaperonin-containing T-complex. Gene Ontology annotation, molecular function: ATP hydrolysis activity; ATP-dependent protein folding chaperone; ATP binding. The record is from RefSeq and is a predicted model, not a curated record. Gene Ontology annotation, biological process: protein folding. The coding region runs from base 1 to 1635 and encodes 544 amino acids.
AUGUUGAAGAAUCCAGGUGCAGUCCUCGUUUUCAAGCCGAACACGAAGAGGGAGGAGGGUCACAAGACCCAACUGUCCAACAUACAGGCCAGUCGUGCAGUGAGCGAAAUCGUGAAGACGACACUAGGCCCUAUGGCAAUGUUGAAGAUGAUGUUGGACCCGCUAGGAGGUAUAGUGAUAACAAACGACGGGAAUUCCAUUCUUCGAGAAAUUGAUGUGGCGCACCCUGCGGCAAAGUCGCUCAUCGAGUUGAGCAGAUCACAAGAUGAAGAAGUAGGAGAUGGAACAACAUCAGUCGUAAUCCUGUCCGGAGAGUUACUGAGCAUAGCAGAGUUAUUUCUUAAACAGAAGAUACACCCAACGAUAAUUGUGAACUGUUACAUGGAUUCACUGAGUAAGGUAGUGAAGUUUUUAGAAUCCAUAGCUGUACAGGUAGAUGUGAACGAUGAAAAAAGCUUACUAAAAGCUAUCGAUUCAUGCCUGAGUACCAAGUUUGUGAACAGGUACAACAAGAUGGUGAGUAAGUUAGCUCUACAAGCAGUACAGUGUGUAAAGAUAGAAUCUAAUGUCAUGGGAAAGAAAGAAAUUGAUAUAAAGAGGUAUGCGAAGGUGGAGAAAAUCCCAGGGGGAGAUAUCACAGAUAGCUAUGUAUUGAAGGGAGUUAUGUUAAACAAGGAUAUCGUUCAUCCAAAAAUGAGGAGAAGAAUUAAGAACCCACGAAUCCUUCUUCUGGAUUGUACCUUAGAAUAUAAAAAGGCAGAAAGUCAAACGAAUGUAGAGAUUCUUGAUGAACAGACAUGGAAUCAGUUACUUCUACAGGAAGAAAUCGAAGUAAAAAAGUUGUGUGAACAUAUUAUAGAUAGUAGAUGUGAUAUCGUCGUUACAGAAAAAGGAGUUUCCGAUUUGGCACAGCAUUUUCUCGUUAAAAAAAAUAUAAGUGUUAUUAGGAGAGUGAGGAAAACCGAUUUAAAUAGACUUGAAAGAAUCAGUGGUGCUACCAUUGUUAAUAGAUGUGAUGAAAUAGUGGAGAGUGAUAUUGGAACAAAGUGUGGGCUCUUCGAAGUAAAGAAAAUUGGAGAUGAUUAUUACUCUCAUUUUAUUGAAUGUGAGAACCCAAGAGCAUGCACAAUUUUAUUGAGAGGAUCAACGAAGGAUGUACUGAACGAAGUGGAAAGAAAUCUUCACGACGGAAUGAACGUUGCAAAAAAUAUUAUUUUAGAAGGAAAAUUACUCUAUGGAGGUGGCUGCACUGAGAUGAGGGUAGGACAACAUCUGAUCAGUCAAGCUAGCCAAUAUGAUGAUUCUAGAAAAAGCAUAAUGGAAGCUGUGGGUUCUGCUCUAGAAAUCAUUCCAAAAAUUUUGGCCCAGAAUAGCGGAGCCAAUGUUGUGAAAACCAUCAACGAACUCAGGAUAAAGCACGAGACACCUGGUGGAGAGAAGUUUGGGGUCGAUGGUAUAACUGGGGAGAUCAUCGAUGUGUCCACGAAGAAUAUUUGGGAUCUGCUUGCCGUUAAAAAGCAGAUAUACAAGAGCGCCAUCGAGGCCGCAGCAAUGAUUCUGCGUAUUGACGAUGUGGUCAGUGGGAUAGGCAAGGAAGACAAACUACAGAAGCCCGUGCAGAACCAGUUCGACUAG